UGUCGUGUUAGCAUUGUCGUCUAUGCAUAGAUUAUUAGAUACAAACACACCAACACUACAGUGCUUUUUCUGUGUUUGUAUAUAUCUAUGGUCUAUGAUAUGUCAAGAUUGGCAAGAUAGCCAAGACCCCGAAGAAGAGCCCUGUCGAUUUUAAAGUCUACAUUUGAAUGACGGCUGGGGACCCAAACAACUACUACUACUACUACUACUAGGAUUCUGCCACAAUUGGCCCCUUAGUCCUUACCCUGUCACCUGUGUUCUUUGAUUUUUUUUCCGAUUUCCAGUACAUUCUGGGUGUUUCUCUAUGCUGAAGAGUUUUCGACGACGAACAUGAAUGAUGAAAACAGAACAGUGUGGAUUGGAAAUAUAUCGCGAGAGGUUGAUGAAGAAUUGUUGUUCGAACUGUUCCUGCAGGCAGGGCCUCUAGAAAGUGUCAAGAUAGCAAAAGAUGGGAGUGGAUUACAACGCACUUUCGGAUUUGCCAUCUUCAAGCAUGAGCAGUCUGUUCCAUAUACCGUCGACUUGCUCAAUAAUGUGACGCUGUGUGGACGAUCACUUAUCGUAAAGGCAAGACAAUUACAACAGUCACCAGCAGAUUCAUCCUACGAAACACUUUCUCGCCAAAACAGACUCCCGCAGGCCGUGUCUUUGGGGCAAAAUUACCUUUUAGGACAGAGCAUCCCUGGAGCUGGCAUGCCAUAUAGACAGAUGCAGCCAAAUUGUUCCCAGUUUCAAGGGAUGUCAAGGAAUUUUGUCAUGAGCCCUCAAGCGGCAAUAGCAUAUUAUUAUCAAAUGGCAUACCAGCAGAGACCUAAUGUCACACCAUCUGGCUACUGGGGUUAAGUACUUUCUGGGAUUUAUCGUACCACAGCCACACUUUUUGCUAUCUUUCAAUGAAUGAGAGCAUUGCAUGUUAAUGCAAGCUAUAUUUUGCAUUAAUAUAUUGUGACCAGAUGCAACUGCAGUAAUGGCAGCUUGUGGGCACAAUUGUUAACCCCACAGCAAUAUGUUUAAUCAUAGUGGAAAAAUACAUCAUUCAUUUAAUAAUAUUGGAAAGUUGUGAGUUGGAUGCACUCUCAUCCAAAAUGCAGUCGUGCCAUGUUUUACAGAAAAGUGAUUGCGAGUUUUAGACCAUAGAUUUCAGUCCAGCACGUUGUGAUAUGCAAUAUAAAUAGUUACACCAAAUGUAAAUGAGGACAUUUCCUGACUUCCCAUUAAUCAAUGAAAUUGCCAAUUCAGCCAAUUCGGCCAUUUUUGCCAUUCACAUGAUGAAGUGUGCUUUUCCUGUAUAUUUGUGUACAUGUUUGUACAUCAGACGUCACUUGUAUAGUAAACCUGUUGAUGAAUUAUUGACA
This is a messenger RNA of Priapulus caudatus, 1355 nucleotides long. Its product is annotated as splicing regulator RBM11-like. The coding region runs from base 331 to 843 and encodes 170 amino acids. Gene Ontology annotation, cellular component: nucleus. Gene Ontology annotation, molecular function: single-stranded RNA binding. Gene Ontology annotation, biological process: regulation of alternative mRNA splicing, via spliceosome. The record is from RefSeq and is a predicted model, not a curated record. The transcript has 2 exons. Lineage: Eukaryota; Metazoa; Priapulida; Priapulimorpha; Priapulimorphida; Priapulidae.